Molecule: messenger RNA, 1101 nt
Organism: Hypoxylon trugodes
Lineage: Eukaryota; Fungi; Ascomycota; Sordariomycetes; Xylariales; Hypoxylaceae
Exons: 2
Coding region: 451-999 (182 amino acids)
Source: RefSeq, a predicted model, not a curated record
UCUCUACAAGAGAAUCCAGCUAAUUAUCUUAUAAACGUGCAUCAUUAGGACAUUUCAGUGCCAAUUGGUCUAGACCUCUCUUUUCUAGAAGCCAUACCAACACGGUAUACUUGCCGGAACUGAACUUAGGCUAAAUGGGCCACGAUCACGUCUUCAAGUUAACAUACUAUAUUCCUCUUACUCGACAAGGUAAUACGGAGGCCACACGCGCACCGGACAAGAUCCGUCCACCGGGGGACAUUAGCGCAUCGCUGGUAAAAAUAGAGUAAAGAGAGUAGAGGGACACAUGCUCGGAAUAAAUACCAUCGACGCCCAGCACUUUGGAAAUGUAACUUAAUACCCUUGCCCCACCGAGCUCUUUUUCAUAUUUCAUUCGCCUCAGUCCUUUGAUCUACACCCCAGAAGUAACUACAUCCCAUACGUCUCGAUCUCGAAAUACACCUAUCCAAGAUGUUAGUCCAACCCAUCGCAAUCGCCAUCCUCGCGACCCUCGCCUCCGCCAACCCCAUCACCCCCCGCCAGUCCUCCGGCCCGGGCACAACACUCCAAUCAGGAUGGUACUGGAUCCGCGCCGUCGCCUCGCCCAACUUCCACAAAUACCUCCAAACCAAACCAGCGAACGCAGCCGGAACAGCCAUCCUCGAGAGCUACAAGACAGCAGGCCAGUACAACGUGAAAGAAGGACAAUUAGUCGCGAACACAGGCGACGGCGGUGCACCCCUAUACCUACACGUUGAAAAACCAGCCGACCUGGCUAACCCCCCGCGCACGCUCGGAACUUCGUUCAACACGACGAAGAAUGAUUUCGGCACGUUUGAGUUUCAGGGCGAUGCGUUGACGUGGAGUGUUCCCGAUGUCAAGAGACAGAAUCUGGCUGCUUGGUUGGUGUGUAAGGACCAGGCGUUGUUUAUUAAUACGGGUGCGUAUGGAUACCAGACGCCGAGUGGAUGUGCGGAUCAGACUAUUCACUACUACAAUGAUGCGCACGCGAAUGAGUAGCGGAAGCUGUAUAUUAGUUCGAGACUCAUACUUGUACAUAGCCGCCGGGUUUUACGUUGUGCGAAUCUAAAGAUUGGACACCUCGAAAAGAUUUCGCUUAGU